AUUUGCAACAAACAGUCUAGCAGUGUGCACAACACCCAUUCAAUAUUGCUGCAGUUUAUUCAAGCUAUAUUUUGCAGCGUAUAAAUCGCUCAUUAAAAUUUCGAAUUCGUUACCCAAAUAGAUGUUCAGUACGACUGUGGUGCUUGUGGUGUAAAAUAAUCUCACGUAAAUAAACGUGAAAACGUAUACGAAUUGUGGUAAUAUCAAAAAUAUUCCCUUCUUUUUGUGGAAUAUGAGACUGUGCGGGUUUAUCGCUUCUGUACUGAUUAUGAUCUGCGCAUUCAGGGCAUGUACGGUAACAGGUUGGCCUGUUACCAAUCCAGAGGUGGUGGACAGUCUGAUUUUUGCUGAUCCGGAAGAGGCUGCACUAUCAAUGAAGGAGAUACCUCAAUGGCAUUGCUUGCGAUACUUUAAGCAUGACAUUCAUCUCAUGCGUCGUUGUAGAAACUAUAGAAUGCACAUGUUGCGAAGACCUACUGAUAUGAUGUAAAGUAAUACGGAACGAACCAUGAACCAUCUAUAUUAGUUUAUCAAUUCCCUAAGCGACGCACAUAUGUACGCACAAUAAUGCCUAUAUAUAUAGUUUCAAAACCUUCAAUCAGUUUCAAACAUCAGUUUGAAUUGUUAAUAACUGAUGCACGCUAACAACACUAAACAACAUCUUAGAUGGAAUUUUAAAUUACUAAUAACGAAAGAAACAGUAAGGGAUAUGUGUUUUGUGUAUAUUAUCAAAUCAUCAAAGAUGGUAGUGAAAUAUAAGAUUUUUAAAUAGAAAAGUAGGAACAUACGAUAGCAGAACCCUGUAGGUUAUUACAAUAUUAAAUCUGAUUUUUCGUGAUACACAAGUCCCAGUGAGGUUUAGUUUUCUUAACGACGUGCCUGGCAGUAUUUCAACUUCCAAUCAAUACUAUGAGCUUGCAGUAAAUUCAUUGAACUAUUAUAGUGCCACAAUGUGUACAUUACAAUCCAACAGCGUUACAACCAAUAAAAACAAAGCCAAAUGUAUUUUAGAAAGAAACGAAGAAAAAUCUAUCGCUCGAACCAGUACAUGCAUUCCCUUAUUUGAUGUUUCUACAUGUUUGCUUUUUUGUAUACAGAGCGAUCAAGAGAAGAGCACACUAAGUUGAAUUUUUGAACAAUAUACGUGUACCACUCACAACACAUUAGUACAACAAUUAUUAAGGCGGCAAGAGUUUUCGGCAUCGGUUCUAUCGGUUAAUGAUACAGUAACAUCAUCAAUUGUUCCCUCAGUUUCUAAUUUAUGCAUUCUUCUAAUCUUUCUCCUUAUGCAUUUCUUUGGCAACAUGUAUCUUUGUGGAUACCCACGCACCAGACUAUCUUUGUAUAUUAUCGAAUUAUCGAAUGUAUAUUAAUGUCUCAGGGGUAAUAGAAACAUUACUACCCAUGUAAAACCGACUCCCUAAUCUGAUUUUGGUCAUUUUUGACCUAAAAGGGGGUCGUUAUACACGCAAAAAUACUGUAUGCCAUCACAUUGUUCACAUUGCCAUCACAAAAUAAAUAAAUAAAUAUCUUUUAAGAAUACUUA
Anopheles arabiensis is the source of this 1546-nucleotide messenger RNA. RefSeq lists its product as uncharacterized. The transcript has 2 exons. The coding region runs from base 233 to 490 and encodes 85 amino acids. NCBI's taxonomy places the organism in Eukaryota, Metazoa, Arthropoda, Insecta, Diptera, Culicidae. The record is from RefSeq and is a predicted model, not a curated record.